This is a messenger RNA of Camellia sinensis, 2587 nucleotides long. RefSeq names its product cytochrome B561, amino-terminal protein. The record is from RefSeq and is a predicted model, not a curated record. Lineage: Eukaryota; Viridiplantae; Streptophyta; Magnoliopsida; Ericales; Theaceae. Gene Ontology annotation, cellular component: membrane.
AUUGUCAAUAAGCCCUCGCAAGAAAUAUUUGAACUGGACACCCAUUUCUAUGGCGGAAACACUCUCUCUGCCAGCCUGAUCGAGCGAAACCCUAAUUAUUAUCUCCACUAUGAACAGCGGAGGAGGAGGAAGAGGAGGAGGAGACAUGGGUUCGCCUCCACCGAAGCCCUCGAAGUUCGCGGUGUAUCAGAACCCAGCUCUCUCCGCCGCCAUGAGCACCAACAGCCUCCGCCCCACUAAACCCACUUUCCUCUGCAUCCUCUCUCUCUCCACCGCCUCUGCCUUCGCUCUUCUCAGCUUCUCUGCCAGGGAAAAUGGGCUUAUCGACAGUUUGAAACUCGGGUUUAUUUCCCCUGAUGUUGCUUAUUUAUUCGCCAAAGCAAUACAGAUUAUGCUUGGUUCAUUUUUUGUUGGAACCAUGUUUGCCUUUAUCAAAGCGAUUUCCCUAUGGAGAGCAAGAAAUGCUGCAGGUAUAGCAGUUAUAUCGCCCUCUAAAGGAACGAAGGAGCAAACCCUUCUUACAAAUCGACAACUAGGGCUUCUUGGAAUAAGGUCAAAGGUGGCUGUAACGGAACCUCUGAGGAAACCUCCCAAAACCAAAUUCAACUCAGCAUCUACUGCUGAUGUUCUUGUUCCACUUCAUCAGCCAGUAACUAGUUCCAAUCGUUCAUCUCAACUCAGCGGUGGCAAAUCAAACACUAGUAGUGGGAGUAAGACCCAUUCUUUCAGCACGCCAUCCAAGCCAUCAGGUUCUCCAUCUCUUUUGUAUCUUGUACCUGCAGCUUCUUCACAAUUACCUUCUGCUCAGACUUCACCAGGUUUUGAUCAAUUGGUUGCCACCCCUUGGUUGAAUAAGCGAGCUUCCUUUAAUAAAGAGAUAACAACUGAAGAAGAGCUUGAACAGUUCUUGGCUGAUGUUGGUGAGAAAAUUUCUGAAUCUGCUGGAAAAAUGGCAACUCCACCUCCCACCAUAAGUGGUUUUGGUAUGGCCAGUCCUAACGCAAUUGCCAGUUCAGCUAACACUUCUGGAACUACAAGAAGUACACCGUUGAGGCCUGUCAGGAUGUCUCCUGGUUCCCAGAAGUUCAGCACUCCUCCCAAGAAGGGAGAAGGAGAUCUUCCUCCGCCCAUGUCCAUGGAAGAGUCAAUUGAAGCUUUUGAGCGUCUUGGCAUAUUUCCUCAGAUUGAGCUGUGGCGUGAUCGCAUCAGGCAGUGGUUUUCUUCAGUUCUGCUAAAUCCUCUGCUAAACAAGAUUGAAACCAGUCACAUGCAGGUCAUGCAAGCAGCUGCAAAACUUGGUAUCUCAAUUACAAUUAGUAAAGUGGGAAGUGAUUUACCAACUACUGGAACUCCUGCUACUGUUUCUCCAAUUGAGAGACGGCCUAAUGACUGGAAGCCAGCAUUUGAUCUCGAUGAAGAUGGUCUUCUUCAUCAAUUACGUGCUACCCUUGUACAAGCUUUGGAUGCUUCUAUGCCAAAGUUACCUUUAGGCAAUCUGCAACAGUCCCCACAACAGAACACUAUGACCCCUAUUGUACAGGAGUGCAUUGAUGCCAUCACUGAACACCAGAGGCUCCAUUCCUUGAUGAAAGGAGAAUGGGCUAAGGGUCUGCUACCACAAAGCAGUGUCCGGGCAGAUUUUACAGUACAAAGGAUCCGGGAGCUUGCUGAAGGAACCUGCUUGAAGAACUAUGAGUACCUAGGGAGUGGGGAGGUUUAUGACAAAGUGAACAAGAAGUGGACGCUUGAGCUUCCCACAGAUUCUCACUUGCUCUUAUAUCUCUUUUGUGCUUUCCUCGAACAUCCGAAGUGGAUGCUACAUGUGGAUCCUACAUCAUCUGCUGGAGCACAGUCUAGCAAGAAUCCUUUAUUUUUGGGUGUUCUGCCUCCAAAGGAAAGGUUCCCUGAAAAGUAUGUAGCUGCCAUAUCUGGUGUCCCGCAUGUGCUUCAUCCUGGAGCUUGUAUAUUGGCUAUUGGAAGGCAAAGUCCGCCAAUCUUUGCCUUAUAUUGGGAUAAGAAGCCACAGUUCUCUCUCCAGGGAAGAACAUCACUGUGGGAUUCUAUCUUGCUUCUGUGCCACAGGAUUAAGGUUGCAAGUGGAGGGAUUGUUCGGGGCAUGAAUCUUGGUUCUUCAGCUUUAGGCAUUCUUCCUGUUCUUGGUCCGGAAACUGAAGACUGAGAAACUUGUAAGGUGUAUUGUGGUUAAAUCUAAAUUAAGCAAUGCCUGAUUUGCAUCGGCAUCUCAAACGAGCGAUAUGCACCAUGUGGAGGGACUGCCUUGAUUUAUGAGUCUAGUUAACCAUUUUUUUUCAUUCAGCGCGCUUGCUAAAUCGGAUGACUUUCAGAGAUGCCUGAAUCGAAUUCUGAUGAUUGACUUGGAUUUGCAGUUCUGGUAGUUUUGAUGAAGACUUUGGCCUAUGACUGGAAUUUCUUUUUGAUGCUAUGAUUCAAUCUAUAUAUAUUCUUCGUAGACUUUUUUUGCUUUAUUUCACCAGGGUUAGAUGUGAUUCAAUCUAAUGGAUGACAUGUAUAGACUUGUUAGUUGGAAAUUCUUAAUAAGAUUUUGUUUCGGAAGUGAUUAUUUUAA